Staurois parvus is the source of this 744-nucleotide messenger RNA. NCBI's taxonomy places the organism in Eukaryota, Metazoa, Chordata, Amphibia, Anura, Ranidae. The record is from the annotation of a GenBank genome assembly.
AUCCACAAAGCAGGUCUGGCCUCUCGGUGGUCUUCACUCAACAGUUCCUCGACACCAAGCACAACAGGGGCAUCUCAAGGGAAUGGACAGAUAUCUCAAAACAUAACCAAUGUUAGUUCAAGCUUCUCAGAUGCCUGGAAGCGUAGUGAGACAGCUAAGGAUAAGCAGCAACCCACUGAGAUUAGGAAACCUGAGCCAAAAAUCUCUCUUCCAACAUUAACCAAGCAGCCUCCACCUGCGCCUGUACGGGUAUCAUCCAAUGUACCUGUGGCUGCCACACCACCAUUACCAUUAAAAUCCAAGCCAGCAAUCAGCAAUAUACCACCACCACCGCCACCAGCAGAAGCUUUCCAGUGGGGGGAUGAUUUCCUGCCUCCUCCUCCUCCUGAAUUACUGGAUACUCCUCCUGAUUUUUUACCUCCACCACCUCCAUCUUUUAACUCUGGAAUUGAUUACCCUGCUCCCCCACAAUUCACAACUGCAGUAAGUGCUGGAGGGCCACCACCUCCUCCCCCUCCCCCUCCCCCUCCUCCACCACCCGCUGCUCCAUCACCCGCAUCAGCUCCACCAAAGGUUCCUGUGAAAAAGCAGCCACCAAAUCCUCCAAAGAGAAGAGACAGUACAGGACAGAGAUCAAACCAACAAAACAGCUUGAUGGCAAAUGGCGGUGGUGCAGGGGGCCAACCAGAUUUUAUGUCCGACUUGAUGAGUGCAUUGCAGAAAAAGAGAGGCACCACAACCUAA